Molecule: messenger RNA, 816 nt
Organism: Tripterygium wilfordii
Lineage: Eukaryota; Viridiplantae; Streptophyta; Magnoliopsida; Celastrales; Celastraceae
Product: protein LURP-one-related 6
Exons: 3
Coding region: 9-677 (222 amino acids)
Source: RefSeq, a predicted model, not a curated record
AGACUAUAAUGAGAUUGAAAUUAUUCAAGAAAGAAAAACAGAGAGAGAUGGGUUCAGUUUCAAAGGCUAAUGCCAUGAUGCCUAUCAUAAGCAAGAUGUACUGUUCUUCUUCUCAGACAAUACUAGUGGUGAGGAGAAGGCCUCAUGUUGUGAAUGGAGGAGGUUUUGUGGUGACAGACUGUUCCCAAAAAGUGGUUUUUAAAGUUGAUGGAUGUGGAGCCCUUGGUGCAACAGGGGAAUUGGUUCUACGUGACUCCAGGGGAGAUGCUCUGCUUCUCAUUCGCCGAAAGGGAGGGAUGAUUGAGGCUCUGAGUACGCAUAGAAAAUGGAAAGGCUAUGCUCAUGACUAUGAAGGAUCACAAAAACUGGUGUUCUGCUUAAGAGAACCCAAUUCAUGCUUUGUGAGGAGCGAUGCAAUAAGAGUCGCCAUUAAAACACAGGGAGAAUUCGAGAUUAAAGGCAGCUUUCCUGAUAAAGAUUGUACCAUUGUUGACUGCAGCAGAGGCAACAUUAUUGCACAGGUGAUUCAAAUUGGAGUGAAGAAGGAGAUGGAGAAGUACUUGACGACAAACAAGGAUUUCUAUUACGUGGUGGUGUAUCCAGGAAUUGAUCAGGCUUUUGUUUUUGGAGUCAUUGCCAUUCUUGACUACAUGUAUGGUGAAUCAACCAGGUGUUGAUGACGAAUAGUGCUUUCAAUUUUUUAUUAUUUUUUUUUUGAAAAGAAAUUGUGUGAUUAGAUAAUAUUAUUAUUACCUUCAAUUGGCACGUGAUUGUUAUCGAUUUGUUUGUAAAUAGCAUAAACAGUUAUUUAUGACA